AUGCGUCAGUCUGAGCUAUCAUUUAAUUCCGAGAGGAAGUACAUGGCAGUCAGUGGCGUUCAUGUAUCCUCCACAACUGCUCCCAAUGGCACAACGAUCAAGGAAACGAAUCGCGAGAUGUACUACAUCAAGGGUUCUAUCGAUGCCAUCCUUGAACGAUGUAAAUUCUACUAUGUAUCUGACGAAUCUACUCCUGCGCUGGACGCUAACACGAGGAACGUCGUGCUGUCUCAAGCGCAGAAAACAGCCUCCCGCGGUCUUCGUGUCAUCGCAGUUGCAUAUGGCUUCGGAACUGUCGAGGCAGCCAGCCGAUCUAGUAGCCGGUCAUCUAUGUUACCUGCCACCCAGGCGACUCCUCCGUCGACGCCUCUACCUACCAUAGAUAGAGAGAAGUCGAAGAACAAUCUCGUAUUCGUCGGCUUCCAGGCAAUGCUCGACCCCCCACGCAAGGGCGUCGCUGACUCCAUCGCGCUUCUCCAGUCUGGUGGCGUCCAGAUUGUCAUGAUCACCGGAGAUGCAGAAGAGACUGCGCUGUCGAUCGCUCGUGCGCUUGGCCUGCGUGUCGGCUCCGGUAGCUCUGGUUGUUUGACAGGCCAAGUGAUUGACCGCAUGACGAAGCAGCAAUUGAAAGAGCGUGUUGGCGGUGUCAGUGUGUUCGCACGGACAACACCGAGGCACAAGAUGGCUAUCGUGGAAGCAUUCCAAGCGAGAGGAGCGAUUGUAGCUAUGACUGGUGACGGUGGUAUGUAUGUUUCCUUCCUAGUGUCUUAG
Molecule: messenger RNA, 771 nt
Organism: Sparassis crispa
Lineage: Eukaryota; Fungi; Basidiomycota; Agaricomycetes; Polyporales; Sparassidaceae
Exons: 1
Coding region: 1-771 (256 amino acids)
Biological process (GO): manganese ion transport; intracellular calcium ion homeostasis; calcium ion transmembrane transport
Cellular component (GO): Golgi membrane; endoplasmic reticulum; plasma membrane
Molecular function (GO): nucleotide binding; P-type calcium transporter activity
Source: RefSeq, a predicted model, not a curated record